CACACACACACACACACACACGCUCUCACUCACACACACACACACACACACGCUUUCACACUCGGGUCCCGUCGGCCCCGGCGCUCUCCUCGCACCCACCUGCUCCGCAGCGCCCUCGGCGGGCGCACCCCUCGGUCGCGCGCCCUUGGCGCUCCCGGAGCGGACAGUCUCAGCCAGAGAGGGCGGCGUGCCCUGGGGGGUGAGCGCCCCCGCCCCUCUCCUCCUCCCUCCCACUGGGACGCUCCCGGUGCCCAGGACCCGCCACUGAGCCGGAGGGGACCUGGAGGCCAUGGUGGGAGAGCUCGCUCGCCGCGGUGCCCGCUGAGGCCAUGCCGCGCCCCCGGGCGCCCCCUCCGGCGCCCGCUUGCGCCUGCUGCUGCUCCUGCCGCCUUUGCUGCUGCUCCCGGGCGGCUACGCGGGCAACCUGACAGUGGCCGUGGUGCUGCCGUUGGCCAACACUUCGUACCCGUGGUCUUGGGCGCGCGUGGGACCCGCGGUGGAGCUGGCCCUGGCCCGGGUGAAGGCGCGCCCGGACUUGCUGCCGGGCUGGACAGUCCGCACGGUGCUGGGGAGCAGCGAGAGCGCGCUGGGCGUCUGCUCCGACACCGCCGCGCCCCUCGCCGCGGUGGACCUCAAGUGGGAGCACAACCCGGCGGUGUUCCUGGGCCCGGGCUGCGUGUACGCCGCCGCGCCUGUGGGCCGCUUCACCGCGCACUGGCGGGUGCCGCUGCUGACCGCCGGCGCCCCGGCGCUGGGCUUCGGGGCCAAGGACGAGUACGCGCUGACCACCCGUGCGGGGCCCAGCCACGCCAAACUGGGCGAUUUCGGGCGGCGCUGCACCGACGGCUGGGCUGGGAGCGCCAGGCGCUCGUGCUCUACGCCUACCAGCCCGGCGACGACCAGUCCUGCUUCUUCGUCGUGGAGGGGCUGUACAUGCGGGUCCGCGACCGCCUCAACAUCACCGUGGACCACCUGGAGUUCGCCGAGGGCGACCGCGACCACUACACCAUGCUGCUGCGGACCGUGCGGCGCAAAGGCCGAGUUAUCUACAUCUGCAGCUACCCAGAUACCUUCAGAACCCUGAUGCUUCUGGCCCUGGAAGCUGGCUUGAGUGGGGAGGAGUAUGUUUUCUUCCACCUGGACCUCUUCGGGCAAAGCCUACAAGGUGGACAUGGCCUUGCUCCCCGCAGGCCCUGGGAGAGAGGGGAUGGGCAGGAUGUCAGUGCCCACCAGGCCUUUCAGGCUGCCAAAAUCAUUACAUAUAAAGAGCCAGAUAAUCCUGAGUACCUGGAAUUCUUGCUGAAGCUAAAACACGUGGCCCGUGAGCAGUUCAACUUCACCAUGGACGAUGGCCUGGUGAACACCAUCCCAGCAUCCUUCCACGAUGGGCUCCUGCUGUAUGUCCAGGCAGUGACAGAGACUCUAGCACAUGGGGGAGCUGUCACCGAUGGGGAGGGCAUCACUCAGCGGAUGUGGAACCGAAGUUUCCAAGGUGUGACAGGAUACCUGAAAAUGGACAGCAAUGGUGAUCGGGAGACCGACUUCUCCCUCUGGGAUAUGGAUCCCGAGACUGGAGCCUUCAGGGUUGUUCUGAACUUCAAUGGGACUUCCCAAGAGCUGCUGACCACGUCAGGGUGCAAACUACACUGGCCCCUGGGAUACCCACCUCCUGAUGUCCCCAAAUGUGGCUUUGACAACGAGGACCCAGCCUGCAAUCAAGACCACUUUUCCACCCUGGAAGUGUUGGCUUUGGUGGGCAGCCUCUCCCUGCUCAGCAUUCUGAUCAUCUCCUUCUUCAUCUACAGGAAGAUGCAGCUGGAAAAGGAACUGGCCUCAGAGCUGUGGCGCGUGCGCUGGGAGGACCUGCAGCCCAGCAGUCUUGAGAGGCACCUCCGGAGUGCCGGCAGCCGGCUGACCCUGAGUGGGAGGGGCUCCAAUUAUGGCUCCCUGAUGACCACAGAGGGCCAGUUCCAAAUCUUUGCCAAGACAGCAUAUUAUAAGGGUAACCUCGUGGCUGUGAAACGUGUGAACCGUAAACGCAUUGAGCUGACGCGGGAAGUCCUGUUUGAGCUGAAGCAUAUGCGGGAUGUGCAGAAUGAACACCUGACCAGGUUUGUGGGGGCCUGCACUGACCCCCCCAACAUCUGUAUCCUCACAGAGUACUGUCCCCGUGGGAGCCUGCAGGGCACAGGACUGACUCUCACUGCCCAGCAGGACAUUCUGGAGAAUGAGAGCAUCACCCUGGACUGGAUGUUCCGGUACUCACUCACCAAUGACAUCGUCAAGGGUAUGCUGUUCCUACACAAUGGGGCCAUUUGCUCCCAUGGGAACCUCAAGUCAUCCAACUGCGUGGUAGAUGGGCGCUUCGUGCUCAAGAUCACUGACUACGGGCUGGAGAGCUUCAGGGACCCGGAGCCAGAGCAAGGACACACCCUUUAUGCCAAAAAGUUGUGGACCGCCCCAGAGCUCCUGCGAAUGGCCUCACCCCCUGCCCGGGGCUCCCAGGCUGGUGACGUGUACAGCUUUGGGAUCAUCCUUCAGGAGAUUGCCCUGAGGAGUGGUGUCUUCCAUGUGGAAGGUUUGGACCUCAGUCCCAAAGAGAUCAUCGAGCGCGUGACUCGGGGCGAGCAGCCCCCCUUCCGGCCCUCCCUGGCCCUGCAGAGUCACCUGGAGGAACUGGGGCAGCUGAUGCAGCGGUGCUGGGCCGAGGACCCACAGGAGCGGCCACCCUUCCAACAGAUUCGCCUGAUGCUGCGCAAAUUUAAUAGGGGGAGCAGCAGCAACAUCCUGGACAACCUGCUGUCCCGCAUGGAGCAGUACGCCAACAACCUGGAGGAGCUGGUGGAGGAGCGGACCCAGGCCUACCUGGAGGAGAAGCGCAAGGCGGAGGCCCUGCUCUACCAGAUUCUGCCUCACUCAGUGGCUGAGCAGCUGAAGCGCGGGGAGACCGUCCAGGCCGAAGCCUUUGACAGCGUUACUAUCUACUUCAGUGACAUUGUGGGUUUCACAGCCCUGUCAGCGGAGAGCACGCCCAUGCAGGUGGUGACCCUGCUCAACGACCUGUACACUUGCUUUGAUGCCGUCAUAGACAACUUUGAUGUAUACAAGGUGGAGACAAUCGGCGACGCCUACAUGGUGGUGUCGGGGCUCCCGGUGCGGAAUGGGAGGCUGCACGCCCCCGAGGUGGCCCGCAUGGCCCUGGCGCUGCUGGACGCCGUGCGCUCCUUCCGCAUCCGCCACAGGCCUCAGGAGCAGCUGCGCUUGCGCAUCGGCAUCCACACAGGACCCGUUUGUGCUGGUGUAGUGGGGCUGAAGAUGCCCCGUUACUGUCUCUUUGGGGACACAGUCAACACGGCCUCAAGAAUGGAGUCUAAUGGGGAAGCCCUGAAGAUCCACUUGUCUUCUGAGACCAAGGCUGUCCUGGAAGAGUUUGGUGGUUUCGAGCUGGAGCUUCGAGGGGAUGUAGAAAUGAAGGGCAAAGGCAAAGUUCGGACCUACUGGCUCCUGGGGGAGCGGGGGAGUAGCACGCGGGGCUGACCUGCCUCCCUCCUGGCCUUUCACACCUCACUUCCCAGAGCCAGAGGUGACAGUUAGGUGCCAGGCCUCAGCCUCACCCACAGCAGCCCCACCAUUGCCAAAGAAGUAGUUUCCACAGUUCAGGUGUGCUGACCUCGGUGGAGACACCAGAUAUUACCUCUGGAAGAGGACUGGUUUGGGGGAGAUCCUGGAGCUCACAGGACUGGACCAGAACUCCCAGUCACGCCCAGCAACACACAUAGGCACACGCACCCGCUCUCCACCCUGACUCAGGCCCAGCCAGGCUGGGGUGUGGAUUCCUGGGUCCCCCUGCCCUUCCCUGUUCCCUCCUCCUGCAACCUUGCUGCGCUGUGACUUUUAUGAGGAGGGGGAAGAGCCCCCAAGGGGGAACAGGAAAGGACGUUAGGUGAAUCUAGGGGGCGAGAGGAGUCCACACCUGGGCCGAGCCCACAGGGGCCGCAAACACCCCCUGUGCCCUACUGCCCAACAGUGCACAGGGGACAAGGGGCAGGCACGGGGGCUGUGGGCCUGUAGGCCUUGAUUCUCCUGUGAAUGGAGACCAUUAAAAUCUUUAUUCCAGUGAGAGUGUCUUUUCUUGAGGGAGAGAGGGUUGCCAGAAAACAGCUAUAUUCCCCACCCUCUACUUCAAACAAGACAUGUUUCUCAAGGUGGGAAUGCAGUAUCUGAAAAAAGGCGCGGUUCCCCUUCCACUCUGAGGAGUGAAACAGCGUAAGGAUUAUCCCUGCCAGGCCAACGCUGUUGUUGGUCUCAGGACCACAGCCACCCCCUUAAGAAUUACUGAGGGCCCCCAAGAGCUUUUGUUUCUGUGGGUGACAGCUAUCAACAUAUUCUGUAUUAGAAAUUAAAACAAAUCUUUAUUACUCACUUAAAGUAACUAUAAUAAACCCCUCACAUGGUAA
Messenger RNA from Vicugna pacos (alpaca), 4457 nucleotides. RefSeq names its product natriuretic peptide receptor 1 (gene NPR1). Gene Ontology annotation, molecular function: protein kinase activity; ATP binding; guanylate cyclase activity. Gene Ontology annotation, biological process: cGMP biosynthetic process; intracellular signal transduction; protein phosphorylation. NCBI's taxonomy places the organism in Eukaryota, Metazoa, Chordata, Mammalia, Artiodactyla, Camelidae. Gene Ontology annotation, cellular component: plasma membrane. The record is from RefSeq and is a predicted model, not a curated record.